This is a messenger RNA of Triticum aestivum (bread wheat), 780 nucleotides long. Its product is annotated as putative F-box/LRR-repeat protein 23. The coding region runs from base 44 to 619 and encodes 191 amino acids. NCBI's taxonomy places the organism in Eukaryota, Viridiplantae, Streptophyta, Magnoliopsida, Poales, Poaceae. The transcript has 2 exons. The record is from RefSeq and is a predicted model, not a curated record. Gene Ontology annotation, molecular function: protein binding.
CCUCUCGAAAAAAGAAGAAGAGAGAGAUCGAUCUAUCAUCGCGAUGGACCAUGCGGCGCCGCGGGCCAGGGAUUGGUCGCUGCUGCCCCUCGACGUUCUCUCCUCGAUCUUCGUCCGGAUCGGCGCCGUCGACGUCCUCAUGGGCGCCGGCCUGGUGUGCCGCUCGUGGCUCGAGGCGGCGAAGCUGCCAGAAGUGUGGCGGGCCGUGGACAUGGACAAACACGAGGUCGUGUUCGCGAAGUGUAACGUGGUCCUGCGCGCAAUGGCGAAGGCGGCCGUCGACCGUUCCGACGGGCAGCUUCGGUCGUUCGCCGGCAAGCUGUUCGUCACCAACGAGCUCAUCAAAUAUAUCGUGGAAAGAUCGCCCUCGCUGACUAGCCUUCGGCUUGUUUCCUGCCAUGUCCACUACCUCGCCAGUGUUAUGCAAGAGUCGGCUCCGAUGGAGCUGCGUUCCCUUGAGCUCUACGACACUUACCUCACCCUUACAGACCUGACGUCUGUCGUCGAGAGCUGCCCUCUCCUACAGGUUCUUUGGGUACAGGACUGCGUUCAGGUCAACAUGAAAGACAAGCAGGCCCUGCAAGCGAAAUUUGCUAGGAUCAUUGGAUCAAGACCCUAAAGCUUGAGCAUGAUGAUAUAUACCGUACAGUAUCUAUCAUUGAGAGAAUGACCAAACUACCACCAGUGACCAGUCAAACUAAACUUGCCAAAAUAGCAUUCACUUCAAAAAAAAUCUAGUCACUCGGGUGUAUGGGCGUGGACAUGCUUCUAGGUCGGUAG